Messenger RNA from Malassezia restricta, 1650 nucleotides. RefSeq names its product ATP-dependent RNA helicase DDX52/ROK1. NCBI's taxonomy places the organism in Eukaryota, Fungi, Basidiomycota, Malasseziomycetes, Malasseziales, Malasseziaceae. The transcript has a single exon. The coding region runs from base 1 to 1650 and encodes 549 amino acids. The record is from RefSeq and is a predicted model, not a curated record. Gene Ontology annotation, cellular component: 90S preribosome. Gene Ontology annotation, biological process: maturation of SSU-rRNA. Gene Ontology annotation, molecular function: ATP binding; RNA helicase activity; nucleic acid binding.
AUGGACCUGUUCAGCACGCUGACAGCGGGCGCCGCGCGCUUCGAUAAGAAGCGCUUUGGCAGGGACAUGUCCCUGUUUCAGUCCUCGCGACGAGACGAGCAGGGCGCGUCACAGGAUGUGGCGGCUCAGCGGAGCGCCGGCGCAGCGCUACCGGCCGCGCUGGACUUUUUCGGCAGUCAUGAAAAGGAGCGCGAGGCUACGAAGCCCGAGCCAGCUCGGACAGCCUCGCGUGAGCGUAUGCCGCCGCUCUCGCGCGCUGAACUCCCUGCCUUUUUGCGGACCCAUGAGCUCAAGCUGACGGGGACAGACGUGCCCCUGCCUCUCCGGACCUGGGACGACCUCGAGACGCGGUGGCACCUCGAGCCGUGGCUCCUUGAGAAUCUGCAAAAGGGCCCGUGGACCACGCCGACACCUAUCCAGUGCGGUGCCAUCAGUGUGAUGCUCGAGCGGCGCGACCUGCUGGCAGGCGCUCCCACGGGAUCCGGUAAGACGCUGGCGUUCUUACUGCCGACGCUCCAGCUUCUCCAAAAGCAUACCAAGCUAGGAUUCCGUGCCGUGCUUGUGAGCCCGACGCGUGAGCUUGCACAGCAGAUCUACGAGCAGCUGCAACUACUGACACAGGGCCAGGCGUUUCGUACAUGCCUCCUCACCAACGUGACCAAAAAAACGAGUGAAGCGCUGGCCAAGAAAAAGUUUGAUAUCCUCAUCACGACGCCCCUGCGCCUAGUCCAUGCGAUUCAGCAUGAAGAGGUGGCUUUGCACCGCGUGGAAAUGCUCGUCCUCGAUGAAGCCGAUCGACUCCUCGAGCAGGGCUUUCUGACACAGACGGACGAGAUUCUCGCAGCGUGCACCAACCCCAACCUGCGCAAGGCACUGUUUAGUGCGACGCUCCCUGCCGGCGUAGAAGAGCUCGCGCGCACCUUUAUGGUCGACGAAUGCCGCGUGCUCGUCGGCCAAAAGGACAGCGCCACAGCCACGAUUGACCAGCGCCUCGAGUUUACUGGGUCGGAGGACGGCAAAUUGCACGCGCUGCGAGCGCUGAUCCAGGCAGGUGGAAUGCAGCCGCCCGUGCUCCUAUUCGUCCAGUCAAUUCAGCGCGCGCGCGAACUCUUCCACGAGCUCGUGUACGACGGCCUACACGUCGAUGUGAUCCACAGCGAGCGGCCCAAGGCCCAGCGCGAAGCGGUCAUCGAGGCCUUCCGUCGCGGCGAUAUUUGGCUCCUUAUAUGUACAGAACUCAUGGCUCGAGGUAUCGAUUUUCAAGGCGUGAACCUCGUCAUCAACUACGACUUCCCGCAGACGGUGCAGAGCUAUAUCCACCGCAUCGGUCGCACAGGCCGCGCCGGCAAACAGGGCCGCGCCAUCACAUACUUUACCAAGGACGAUGCGCCGUACCUCAAGUCUGUCGUCAAUGUGAUGCGCCAGUCGGGCUGCGACGUGCCUGAGUGGAUGACCCAGCUUCCCAAGCCGUCCAAGAUGCUCAAGAAGAAGCUGCGCAGCCGACCCGUUUCACGCCAGGACGUGCGCGCUGCGUCCGGCAGCAGCUCCCUGGGCCGCCGCCUAGCGAAUCGGCAGCGGGACAUGGUCCAGGCAAGCAAGCGACGCAAACUCAUGCAUCGCUCGCAUCCGCCGACGCCGCACCCACACUGA